ACUCUGAGAUAAAUGAAGCUGCAUGUCAUCAGAGUUAUUCUGGAUUAGAGACAUUUUCUAAGAAUUAUUUACAUUUUUAAUCAAACUGAGGUGCAGCAUCUAAAUAUAGUUCAGUGUUUUAACAAUAAUUUGUUUCUUCAUUGUUUUGCAGCAAAUGGGUGAAAAUUAGGAGUAAAAUGAUCAGAACCAGGAGAUUCUUGUUUUUACUAUUUUUACCGUUUGUGGGGGCUGUUACUGAAGAUUCUGAAACCAUCGUGUCCUGUCUUCUCAACCAGAACUGUAUUUUACCAUGUCGGUUCAGGAACAGGAUUACUGACAUGAAAUGGAAACAUAAAAAAUCUCUGAUUGUAUCUUAUGACCAUCGUGGCUCCAGUUACUCUGAGAGCUUCAGAUCCAGAGUGUCUCUGUUUGAGGAUCAGAUCUCCAGAGGAAACGGAGAUCUGCUGCUGAGAGGAGUGAAGGUUGAUGAUGAGGGAAGAUAUCAGUGCACUGCAAAGACAAAUGACACCAAUUAUUUUAAUCAUGUUGACCUUACAAUAGAAGCUCCAGUCUCUGACAUCAGGAUCCAUCAGGAUGGAAACAGGAUCACCUGCAGCUCAGAGGGGAUCUACCCUCAACCUGAACUCACCUGGUCCACUGAGCCUCCGUCCAACACGGUUCUGCAGAACAGAACCACAGUCCAUCAGACUGAGGAGAAGCUUUAUGACAUCAGCAGCUCUCUGACGGUUCCAGACGGUUCUGAUUGGAUCUACAGCUGCACCAUCAGAACCAGGAGGAACUGGAGGACAGAAACUUCAACUAGAGCAGAGUCUGAAACCAGAGUGUCCUGUCUUCACAACCAGGACUGCAUUUUACCAUGUCGGUUCAGGAAUCGGGUCACCAACAUGACAUGGGAACGUGAAACAUCUCUGAUUGUAAGUUAUGACCAGGGUAACAUCAGAUCCUCUGAGAGCUUCAGAUCCAGAGUGUCUCUGUUUGAGGAUCAGAUCUCCAGAGGAAACGGAGAUCUGCUGCUGAGAGGAGUGAAGGUUGAUGAUGAGGGAACAUAUGAGUGUUAUGUAUUUACAACUGGGAUCUAUUAUAGACAUUCUGUCGUCCUUGCAGUAGAAGCUCCAGUUUCUACAAUCAGCAUCUAUCAGGAUGAAAACAGGAUCAUCUGCAGUUCAGAGGGGAUCUACCCUCAACCUGAACUCAGGUGGAUCCUCUUGUAUUCAUCCAACACGGUUCUGCAGAACAGAACCACAGUCCAUCAGACUGAGGAGAAACUUUAUGACAUCAGCAGCUCUCUGACGGUUCCAGAUGAAGAUCCAGGUCCGAUCUAUGUCUGUAAUAUCACAACCAGGAUCAACAGCAGGAUAGCAGCUCUAAAUAAUCCAGAUACUGGAACCAUCGUGUCCUGUCUUCUCAACCAGAACUGUAUUUUACCAUGUCAGUUUGAGAACAGGAUUACUGACAUGAAAUGGCAACAUGAAAAUUCUCUGAUUGUAUCUUAUGACCAUCGUGGCUCCAGAUCCUCUGAGAGCUUCAGAUCCAGAGUGUCUCUGUUUGAGGAUCAGAUCUCCAGAGGAAACGGAGAUCUGCUGCUGAGAGGAGUGAAGGUUGAUGAUGAGGGAGAAUAUGUGUGUUCUGCAACGAUAAAUGGCGUCUAUUAUGGACAUUUUGUUUUACUUACAGUAGAAGCUCCAGUCUCUGACAUCAGGAUCCAUCAGGAUGGAAACAGGAUCACCUGCAGCUCAGAGGGGAUCUACCCUCAACCUGAACUCACCUGGUCCACUGAGCCUCCAUCCAACACGGUUCUGCAGAACAGAACCACAGUCCAUCAGACUGAGGAGAAGCUUUAUGACAUCAGCAGCUCUCUGACGGUUCCAGAGAAUGAGACUGAUUGGAUCUACAGCUGCACCAUCAGAACCAGGAAGAACCAGAGGAGAGCAACUUUAGCAGAACCAGGUGCUGAAGUUACAAUCUGCUGCACUUCCUUAAACAUUUCUAAGUCCAGUUUGGUCUGGAGGUUCAACCAGCGUCAGAUCAUCCUGACCAAGACUGACAGAAACAUCUCCAGCAUCUCAGAGGACUGGAGGAAACAUGUGAGGAAAGUUUCAGCGUCCGGCAGCCUCACCUUACAGGAUGUGACCUCAGAUCAGGAGGGAGUUUACAGCUGUGAGCUCAGCCAUGAUGAGGAGACCAUUAUAACUCACCUCUAUCUGAGGAGGACUGGAGAGAAUCUGGUGGUUUCUGAACUCAUCAGAUGGACGGUGGUUUGUGUUGUGAUUGCAGCAGCAGCAGCUGGAUUCAUAAUGUUCUACAAGAAGAAACUGGAGGAAAGUGAAGCUCUGCAGCUUUAACCCUUUCAUUCACAUUCAGAGAGUGGUUUAGUUUUAAUGCCGUUCUCACAUUUUACCCGUCAAGAUGAUUCAUGAGCUUUGAUGUAGUUUCACAAAAUGAUCAGCUCUUCAUGUUCUUCAGCUGAUUCUUAUAUUUAGAGACAUUUCUGUUUUUAUUUUUAUGAUGAUUUCAUCUCCUGCCCAGCAGGGGGCGCAGCUAAAAAUAUUCUUUAUAUUCUACCAGCUAAACUUUCUCAGAGCUUUAUCAGUAAAAUGUUUAUUUCUAUAGAAAAUGAAUUUUAUUACAUAAAUAUAUGAUUUAUGAGCUUUGAUGUAGUUUAACAAAACGAUUCGUUCCUCAUAUUCUUUAGUUGUUUCUCAUAUUUUUAAAUAUUUGUUGUUUUUUUUUCCCUAAAUGUGAUGAUUUUAUAGUUUCAUCUCCUGCCCAGCAGGGGGCGCAGCUAAACAUCAUUUAUAAACUUUCUCAGAACUUUAUUAAUGUCAUGAUGUUCAUUUCUGUAGAAAGAUUUCUACAUAUUUUUUUGUUAUUGUAUAAAUACUUUGUUCUUUAAAUAAAAGCCUCUUUCAUCUUUCUAA
This is a messenger RNA of Gambusia affinis (western mosquitofish), 2918 nucleotides long. RefSeq names its product CD276 antigen-like. The transcript is spliced from 9 exons. NCBI's taxonomy places the organism in Eukaryota, Metazoa, Chordata, Actinopteri, Cyprinodontiformes, Poeciliidae. The record is from RefSeq and is a predicted model, not a curated record. Gene Ontology annotation, cellular component: external side of plasma membrane. The coding region runs from base 177 to 2342 and encodes 721 amino acids. Gene Ontology annotation, biological process: negative regulation of T cell proliferation; T cell costimulation; cellular response to lipopolysaccharide.